AUGCUGCGGUGCGAGAAUGUUCGCAUAGAUGGGCAUAGCUUUGACCUGUCUGAGCUUGGCGGGCCGCACUCAGUCGUGACGUCGCGGUGGGAGUCGCUUGCCGAGACGCAUUUCAACACCACGUACACAGUCGAUAUCUGUCAGCCUCUGAAGAAGAGCGGAAAAUCUAAAAAACAGGAGGAGUGCCCAAACGGAACCAGAGUAUGCGCGAUCGAGCGAACCCUGAAAGACGAUACCGACAUGGUCACCAAGGUUGUCGCCAUUGCGGGUGGACUCGAGAAUGUGGGGGGCACAUCGUUCGAAUACGAGGCCACGCGUCUCAAGACGAGUGACUCGAACUCGGACUCGAAGAAGGAAGGUGUGCGACUCGUGCUCAAGGGAGGGAAACAUCCCCUGAGCGGACCGAACAAGCAGCGUCGGCCGCAAGAGGCUGUCAUUGAGUUUCUCUGCGACAAGGAGAAGACUGGCCUGGAGAAUGAGUGGCGCUCUGAGGACCGAUACGAUGGAGACGACGGCAGGAAGGACGACAAGGCGAAGAGGGAUGACAAGAAAGAUGCGGACGAUAAUGACGACGACGAUGGCACAGAGUCUGGAGUCGAGCACCAGCUCAAGAAGGAGGGCGCCGCUCUCGUCUGGGAGGGCUACAGCGUCAACGAGAAGAAGGAUGCUGAUGUUCUGCGACUGACCUGGCAUACAAAGCACGCCUGCGAAAGCCGCGAAGACAGCGGCGACGACGGCGACUCGGACAGCAGCAGUCACUGGGGCUUCUUUACGUGGAUGCUGAUCAUCGCCUUUCUGGGCGCCGCUUCCUACCUCAUCUUUGGGUCGUGGCUCAACUACAGCCGCUAUGGUGCCCGUGGAUGGGAUCUCCUCCCCCACGGGGACACGUUGCGUGACAUUCCGUAUCUCGUCAAGGACUGGACGCGCAGUGUGCUCAACACCGUGCAAGGGGCCGGCAGCCGGGGCGGCUACAGCGCCGUCUGA
Molecule: messenger RNA, 984 nt
Organism: Emericellopsis cladophorae
Lineage: Eukaryota; Fungi; Ascomycota; Sordariomycetes; Hypocreales; Bionectriaceae
Product: autophagy-related protein 27
Exons: 3
Coding region: 1-984 (327 amino acids)
Source: RefSeq, a predicted model, not a curated record